CAUUGAAGCUAUUUCUCCAGCCACGUUUGCAAGACAAUUGUUUCUCGUUCUGCGAGUGUAAAUUCAGAUAUUACGAAUCAAAUCAUGGCGAUUGUUCAAGAUUGGUUGCCUCCUUCGAAGGAUAAUUGGGAGUUGGUGGUUUGGGGAUUCCAAUUCUUUCCCAUGCUUGCGGCUCUGCAAUGGGGAAUUUCUUGGUAUGGCGCAGGAAAGACGUCGGGGAAGAGUGUUUUCAAUAUUCCUGGCAAGAUUGCGUGGUUGACCAUGGAGAUUCCGGGCUUCCUUACGAUGCUCUACGUUAUGAAUACGCUGCCGGGUCAAGCUGGUCUUUCGGCUCUGCCGUGGGAGAAUAAGGCUAUGGGUGGGAUGUUUGUCAUACAUUAUCUCUACCGCGCCAUUCUCUGUCCCAUCCUCAAUCCAUCAAUGUCCCCAAUCCACAUACUCGUCUGGCUUUUUGCCAUCGCAUUCCAAGUCACGAACGGCCUUUCAAUCGGUGGCUGGUUAGGUGGCUAUGGUCCCACGACUCGAAAGGAUUGGACAAACCACCAAAUGAACUUCAAAGCAGGCGGCAGAAUGGAAUUAGGAUUAAUGAUCUGGGCUCUGGGCUUCGCGGCCAACAUUUUCCACGACGACGAGCUCCGAGAAAUCCGUCGAUCAGCAGCGAGAAAGCAGAAACAGAGAGCUCAAGAGGCUGAACAAAGUACUGGAAAGGGUAAAGGAAAGGAUAAGGGCGUGGAUAAGGUAUACAUGAUUCCUCAGAAUGGGUUAUUCUGGUGGAUUCUCUACCCGCAUUAUCUUUGCGAGUGGAUUGAGUGGGGUGGAUUCUGGCUCAUGGCUGGAAGUGGCUGUGUGCCUGCACGGAACUUUCUGUUGAAUGAGAUUGCUACGAUGUUGCCGAGGGCUGUCUCGGGGAAGAAGUGGUACAUUGAGAGAUUUGGCAAGGAAAAGGUUGCGGGAAGGAAGGCGAUCAUUCCGGGUAUCUUGUGAGUGAGACUUAAUAUGGUUGCUAAGACCUGGCUUCAUGGGUUACGAUGAUCAUGCAUUGGUUUGGAGCGGUUACAGUUGCUUGUCUCACAUCAAGGUUUGCGUGUGGAAAGGUUGAUAUCUUGCUUUCGUAUUGCUUGUCAAGAGCGAGGCAUAUAGCAAAAUCAUAACACAUAACACAUAAUUCAACUCC
Molecule: messenger RNA, 1174 nt
Organism: Mollisia scopiformis
Lineage: Eukaryota; Fungi; Ascomycota; Leotiomycetes; Helotiales; Mollisiaceae
Product: steroid 5 alpha-reductase
Exons: 3
Coding region: 85-984 (299 amino acids)
Biological process (GO): steroid metabolic process
Cellular component (GO): membrane
Molecular function (GO): 3-oxo-5-alpha-steroid 4-dehydrogenase activity
Source: RefSeq, a predicted model, not a curated record